AUGCUCACAGCCCUGGCGGGGAGCAUUGUGGUGACCACACCAUCAGGACUACCGAUUGAAACUCUGAGGCUGCAACACAGGUCGCCGUCAAGCUUCCUCCUGUUGCUCCUAGACUGGCAGCCCAACUGGGUGUGCUCUUGGGCUCACAUCAUGGCUGCCUCGCUCUCCCUGCUGCUCCUGGCGCCGCUUGUGCUCCUCUGCUCCCUCCUGGUGGGGCUGCCUGCGGCGGCCGCACUCGACAUUUUCAACCCGGGCUGGACUGCGGGGCAGGCCACCUUCUACCCGGAUGCAGCACAAGGCGGGCAGUGCCGGUACUUCGGGUACUACGGCAACGCGAUCGUGGCGAUCGGCAACGAGUACUGGGCCAACGGCGGCGCGUGCGGCUCGUGCUUCGAGCUGCAGUGCGACCCGAGCAACAACGGCAACGGCAAUGCCGUCUACUCCUCCGGCUGCCGCCCCGGCCUGCCCGUGCUCAAAGUCACGCUCUCCGACAUCACCGACGAGUGCUAUGCCGACAACUGCGGCAACACGGGGUACCACUUCGACCUGGACCCCAGCAAGUACGCCGAGUUCGCCAACUUCGCGGCGGAUGGGGGCGGCAUCGUCUACAUCAAGUGGAGGCGGGUGCCGUGCAACUAUCAGAAGAACCUGUUGCUGCGCGCGCACGAGCAGACCAAUCCGUGGUGGCUCGCGUUCACGGUGUUGGACCAGAACGGCGCGGGGGACAUCGACCGCGUGGAGUGGAGCAGCGCCACCCGAGGGUGGCAAAUUGCUCCGCGGUUGGCGUACUCGGGCAACACGUUCACGAUUGGGGGCUACCCGUACGAGCCGCUGUCGGUGCGCAUCACCGACUCGGAGCAAUGA
Messenger RNA from Klebsormidium nitens, 864 nucleotides. NCBI's taxonomy places the organism in Eukaryota, Viridiplantae, Streptophyta, Klebsormidiophyceae, Klebsormidiales, Klebsormidiaceae. The record is from the annotation of a GenBank genome assembly.